Molecule: messenger RNA, 2099 nt
Organism: Tupaia belangeri chinensis (Chinese tree shrew)
Lineage: Eukaryota; Metazoa; Chordata; Mammalia; Scandentia; Tupaiidae
Gene: RAB34
Product: RAB34, member RAS oncogene family
Exons: 11
Coding region: 777-1730 (317 amino acids)
Molecular function (GO): GTP binding; GTPase activity
Source: RefSeq, a predicted model, not a curated record
CUAGAACGUUAGAACAAGAUCUGCCUGGUCUCCCUCAGACGGUGUCUGUGGAAACUGAGGUCCAGAGAGCAAUGGGGAUGAUCCAGAGCACAGUGAUUUGGUGGCAGACAGUCAAGGGAGAAAUUUCUGCCACGCUGUGGUUUUCCAAUAAUACUCUCAAAGUUCUGUCGGUUUUCCAAACACCCAGAGCAGAUUGUUCCUGGAUUCGCUAGUUCUUCCUAUGAAGAAUUUUCCCUCAGUUCCUUCCUCGCAGGUUGUCUUCUCUUCCCUUUCCCAGUCAGCUGUGCAUUCUCACGUUCGGUUCCCGACACCGCAAGGUUUCAUACUGAUCAAGGCUGAGCAUCUGUACCUAACUCUCCCCAGCUGUCCAUGGAACCAGAUGUCCCCUUUGACAGUGAAACUGGUUAUGGGCUCCCCCCUCUCCUACCCAGCAAGGCUUUGCAAAAAGAAAAUGCCCUUGGGAGAAAGAUUCCAAUGGAGCCAGGACAGUGACCAGUCACUCGUAAUCAAAGGGCACUCAGUCCCUGUGUCCCAGGGCGGCGACCAAACUAAAAAGUAGAGUUCCCCAGUCCACCUACCCCUCUUUAUAUUCUACUGGGGAAGGAAUCUUGGUCUUCAGCCUCCCCUUCGCCCUCUAAACCUACAAGUCAGCCUUAGAGGGAGAUAACGGACUUAAGUCUUUCCUCGGUGGGCACCCAGUUCAGACACUGGCGCCCCCUUUCCGCGCUCGCCCACCUCUCCUCCUAGGGCCUAAGUAAGAGCGAGGGCAGACUCUUAUGAGUCAUGUCUCGGGCUUGGAGUCGAGGAGGGAAGCACCGCCUCUCCUUGGGCCCCUUCUCUCCCCCUUUCUCCUCCUGGCGGGAUCCUGGCUUCGCCAGAUGCUGCGCAGCAAUCGCCGAUUCUUCAUCACCAAUUCCGCUCGGGCGCCCCGCAAGACCCCAGGCAAGAUGAACAUUCUGGCGCCGGUGCGGAGGGACCGCGUCCUGGCGGAGCUGCCCCAGUGCCUGAGGAAGGAAGCCGCUUUGCACGUGCACAAAGAUUUCCACCCCCGCGUCACCUGCGCCUGCCAGGAGCACCGGACAGGCACCGUGGGCAGAUUUAAGAUCUCCAAGGUCAUUGUGGUGGGAGACCUGUCGGUGGGGAAGACUUGCCUCAUUAAUAGAUUCUGCAAAGACACCUUCGAUAAGAAUUACAAGGCCACCAUUGGAGUGGACUUUGAGAUGGAACGAUUUGAAGUGUUGGGCGUCCCCUUUAGUCUGCAGCUUUGGGAUACCGCUGGACAGGAGAGGUUCAAAUGCAUUGCAUCAACCUACUACCGUGGGGCUCAAGCCAUCAUCAUUGUCUUCAACCUGAAUGAUGUGGCGUCCCUGGAACAUACCAAGCAGUGGCUGGCUGAUGCUCUCAAGGAGAAUGACCCUGCCAGCGUGCUCCUCUUCCUCGUGGGCUCCAAGAAGGACCUGAGUACUCCAGCUCAGUAUGUGCUAAUGGAGAAAGAUGCCCUCAAAGUGGCCCAGGAGAUUAAGGCUGAGUACUGGGCAGUGUCAUCUCUUACUGGUGAGAAUGUCCGGGAAUUCUUCUUCCGCGUGGCAGCCCUGACCUUUGAGGCCAACGUCCUGGCUGAGCUGGAGAAAUCAGGGGCCCGGCGCAUUGGGGAUGUUGUCCGCAUCAACAGCAAUGACAGCAACCUCUACCAAACUGCCAGCAAGAAGAAGUCCACAUGUUGCUCGUGAAGGGUGAGGAGACUGUCCAGAGACUGCCCAGCCCUGGGGUGGGCACCGUGCCACCUGGACUAUCCCAGAGCGUGGGCCCUGGACAUUUGCACUGACCGUUCUUUCAGACCAAAGAGCUGCCCCUUGGUGGCAGUACCCCCGAGGGGUAGCUAGGACCAUGCUAGUCACUUUCCUUUCCUAGGCACCACGCCAAAGACUGGAUGGCCCCUUUCUCUUCUGGAGGCUCCCCUGGGUCCCCAGCAGUGGAGGGGGGGGUGUUCCUGCUGGGCCCUUUGGAUGUGAGGAUGCCUAAUGAUUCCAGCCUCACACUGUGCCUUAUGCAUUAAAGUCUAUUAUUAGCAUCUUCAGAACUGGAGUCCUUGUUGGGGA